Diaporthe batatas is the source of this 2175-nucleotide messenger RNA. Its product is annotated as actin-related protein 3. The record is from RefSeq and is a predicted model, not a curated record. Gene Ontology annotation, molecular function: actin filament binding. Bases 143 to 1462 code for a protein of 439 amino acids. Gene Ontology annotation, cellular component: Arp2/3 protein complex; actin cortical patch. Gene Ontology annotation, biological process: Arp2/3 complex-mediated actin nucleation. The transcript is spliced from 7 exons. Lineage: Eukaryota; Fungi; Ascomycota; Sordariomycetes; Diaporthales; Diaporthaceae.
GCAACGGCAACCACACCUCUCCCCGGUGCCUACCCACCUCAUACACCAUCACCACCGCCAUCGCCCUCGCCAAUUCGAUCAAGAGCUGCGCAUCUCCCAUCCAACCCACCCAGACUUGUGCGCAGCUCCCGCCCUCGCAACCAUGGCCAACCAAACACCCGCCGUUGUCAUGGACAACGGCACGGGUUUCUCCAAGCUAGGUUUCGCCGGCAACGACUCCCCGUCCUUCGUCUUCCCGACCGCGAUCGCAACGAAAGGCGCCGGUGGCGGCGCCGGUGGCUCAGGCUCAGGACGUCCUGCCGUUGGGAACAAGCCUUCCUUCCUGACCGGCGGUGCUGGCCCGUCCGGCCAUCUCAACUCGAAACGUGGUACAGAGGAUCUGGACUUCUUCAUCGGCGAUGAGGCAAUAGCAGCAUCUGGUGGACCUGGAUACGGCCUCCAUUAUCCCAUCCGCCAUGGACAAAUAGAGAACUGGGAUCACAUGGAGCGUUUCUGGUCGAACUCGAUCUUCAAAUAUCUGCGAGUAGAGCCUGAGGACCACCACUUCCUUCUCACCGAACCACCCCUAAACCCCCCCGAGAACCGAGAAAACACCGCCGAGAUCUUCUUCGAGUCAUUCAACUGCGCCGGUCUCUACAUCGCCGUGCAGGCCGUCCUCGCCCUCGCCGCAUCCUGGACCUCCUCCAAGGUGCAGGACCGUUCACUGACCGGAACUGUCAUCGACUCCGGUGACGGUGUUACCCAUGUCAUUCCCGUGGCCGAGGGAUACGUCAUCGGCUCCUCGAUCAAGUCGAUCCCCAUCGCCGGUCGCGAUAUUACAUAUUUCGUCCAGUCCCUCCUGCGUGACCGCGGUGAGCCUGACUCUUCUCUCAAGACCGCCCAGGAGAUUAAGGAGGCACACUGCUACGUCUGCCCGGAUAUCGUCAAGGAGUUCAGCCGUUUCGACCGCGACCCCACACGAUUCGCCCAGCACCCCGUACUCCAGCCUGGUGGGCGCAAGGUCACCGUCGACGUCGGUUACGAGCGGUUCCUGGCCCCCGAGAUCUUCUUCAACCCGGAGAUCUACAGCUCCGACUUCCUCACGCCCCUGCCCACCGUUGUCGACGGCGUCAUCCAGUCCAGCCCCAUCGACGUCCGUCGCGGUCUGUACAAGAACAUCGUGCUCUCGGGUGGUAGCACGCUGUACAAGGACUUUGGCCGCAGGCUGCAAAGAGACAUCAAGCACCUGGUCGACAACCGCAUCCGUGCCAGUGAGGUGCGCAGCGGAGGCGCGAGGAGUGGCGGCUUGGAGGUGCAGGUCAUUACGCACAAGAGGCAGAGGCACGGUCCGUGGUUCGGAGGCAGUUUGCUGGGACAGACACCCGAGUUCAGGUCGUACUGCCACACCAAGGCGGAGUACGACGAGUACGGACCAAGCAUCGUUCGAAGAUUUGCCCUUCUUGGGGGGCCGGGUGGUUCUUAAAGGGGGGUUUAGCAGCAGGUUACAGCAGGCGGAGAGUGAGGUACUCGAUUUUCAGCAGACAGCAGAUCAAUACAAAACUCCAACAAAAAUGGCGAAUGGCUUUCCGGCACGACCCUCAAAUUAGUACUGAACGGCUGAAACUUCGAGGGCAAGAAGAUGAUUUGGGUCUCCGGGCUUGAAGAGAUUACACGUCACUUGGCCCCCGUCGGACAUAGCAGUGAAAAGGGGUGAAGUUGACCCCAAGAUUCUCUGGUGCAUUGUGUCUAGUUGCCGAAGAAUAGAGACAAAACACUUGAGUCGGUAUUAGGGGAGAGAAAAUGCGAGAGAGGCACGAGAAUGUGCAGUGGCGGCGGAUGGACUGGCAGAGCCUUCAUCGGCAUACGAAGCUUGUGAAUUAUCAAGACGGGAUUCUGUUUCUUGGCAUCCCGACUCUUCUGAAUCUUCAGCUUUAACAAAUCGCUCUGUGCUCAGCUGCCAAAUGCCCGCCGCGUAGCUCUUCAGACUAUGAGGCCAGCCAAGAAAAUCAUGAAUUUAUCUUAAUUCAUCUCCUUUUCUUUCCUCGCAACGGAGGUUCAUUUUCUGCUGGGGGUACUGCCUCUCUGCUUCGUCUGCGACGGGGUCAGCUGCAAGGGGCGUCAAACACGUCACAAAUUGCGUCAAUCUCACGCCGCACGAGGUCGCAUUCCAAAUCCGAUUGCAAAAAAGUUGAACAC